Molecule: messenger RNA, 4751 nt
Organism: Caenorhabditis sp. 36 PRJEB53466
Lineage: Eukaryota; Metazoa; Nematoda; Chromadorea; Rhabditida; Rhabditidae
Source: the annotation of a GenBank genome assembly
AUGCGUCGAGCCCGAAUUCAGAUCAAACCGAACGUGGCGAAGGCGGCCAAACAGAGUCCGUCGGUGGUGAAACUGGAAAAGUACGCUUUUUUUCAUUUAAAUUAACGAUUCAUUUAAAUUUAGAAAAGAAAACUGAUUUUUUCGAGCAAUUGGUUUCUUGCAUUGGAACGAUUUUUAAUACCAUAAAACGUUAUAAACAAAAAGGGAAAAUAUUCAGUUCGCCCGUGGAUCCGCCAAUCGAAGCACCGCCGCCAGAAGAAGAUGCGGUCCCGGCUCAAGUCGAAAUUCCGCACAAUUCAGAUGACGUGGCCGCGAUUUCGGAGCCGAAUCCAGCGGAAUUGCUGCAUGUCGACGUGAAACCAGUGAAUAUAGCACCUCAAGUGCAUCAUGUUCAUUUCAACGAUGACGUCGUCGACCGGAACGAGCAACAACAGAAUACGGCGCCGAGAGCACAUUUGGAGUCGCCCAUCGGGUACGGUUCAACCGAAUCACUAGUAGUGGCUCAAUUGCGACAAUUUCCCGACAAAAACGUUUUGAACAAUCGUGAAAGCGUGCUAAUUUUGCGCCAUUUCAGCCUGCUCUCGGGCCAGUCGAGCCCGCAAUUCGUGGCCCCGCACCCGCCGUCCCGCAUGAUAACUCCCCGAUCGAGAAAUGUGUCAAUGUGCGAGGACGAGGCCAUUUUGCAACCGAAACAGUACGCUUUUUGAGAAUUUCUACUGUGAACCGCACAUAUUGGAAUAUUGUCAAUUGUAGACCGCGCGAGAAGAAGCGAUUCACCGGAAAAGAGGAAUUGGACACGAAGACGUGGAAAAUGUCGGAUUUGGUCAGAUGGAACCCGCGAAAUGAUCAGACUAGCUUCAAGUGAGCCUUGUUUUUUUUCCGAUUUUUAAAUACAAAAUAAUGAGCUUGGCGCCCUUCUAAUACAGUUAUCAAUUUUGUUUGCAGGCGAGAACGUCGCUCGUCGACGAGUUCGACAAUCAUCACAAAGUCGGAGCUCGGCGAGGUCGGCGACGUGGCGACUCCGCGCACGAACGCGCCGCAAGUGAAGAUCGGCGCGGACGGACGGCUCGUCAUUGACGAAUCGAGUCUGCUCGUCCAGUCAGCACAGAUCAACCACGAAUCCGUGUGGGAGACCGUCGAGGAGGUACGCGUUCGGCGGAUUCGUCGGAGAAUUCAAAUUUGUCCAUUGUUCAGGGUCGAAUGGGCAGCAAAAUCACGUCGAUGUCGUUCCGGAAUCGCAUUUUCCGAAAAGCGAUAUCGUGGACGGAACGAGAGACCGACCUCUUUUAUGGUACACUAUCCGAAUCUUAACUGUCAAAAACAAACUGACUCUCCGUUCAUUUAGCCACUCAGCCGAGCUAAAAUGGAAUAAUUCAUCUGAAAAAUCACUUUUCAGAAGUACUCCGAUGUACUGGACAGGAUUUCGGUCUGAUGCACCAUUAUCUGCCGCAAAGGUCGCGUCCGGAACUGAAGGCCAAAUAUAAUCGAGAGGAGAAACUGAAUUGGCCGCGGCUGCUCAAGGUACACAAGAAAAAAGCGUUAAGAAUUUGAUUUCCAAAGCAGCCAAAGCGAACAACCUUUUUUCGUCAAAAAAAAAACUGUAAAAUUUAAAAGAUAACUAUAAUUUGCCGUUUUUCAACGCGAAUUUCACAAUUUGGCAGGCGAUAAGUCAUCCGGUGCGUCUGGACUCGGACCUCGAGACGAGAAUCGCGCAAAUAAUGGCGGACAUGGAGGAGGAGGCGAAGUCGAAGAGGGAGCGCAACGACUACGAAAAGGCGGAGGAGAAGAAGAUGCGCGAGCAGAUUCGCGAGCAGAGAGCCACCGAACGCGUCGAGGAGCGCAUGAAGAAGGCGCACGCGAAGGAACUCGUCAGACAGGUACGCACAUUUGAAACAGGGCUCGGAAAAUGACCAUUAGCCGAUCGGUUGGUUUGAAGAAUCCACCUCGAUCGUUUUAAAACCGAUUUGAUUAACUAAUGAGGAGAUUUAGUGGUUCUGGGCCGAAAGUCCUGGAAUGCGCACGAACUUUUUGAUUUGACCAAUACCGUGCUUUCGAGAUAGUGAUAAUUCCCUGCUGUCAAAAAGUGUUAGCUUAAACGUUAUUUUAUAGUGUUACCGAAACAGCUUUUUUUUGGGAAUAAUAUAUCAUCCAUUCGAAUCGACUUAUCUCAGCUGCCGGUUGAGAUAUCAAAGAGUUGUCAACUGACGAAAUGUACAAAAAUUGAUAGUGAGCAAUUUCUUAGUUGACAACUUUUUGAAUCUUGUUCGCGCCGAAAUUGCUUAUUAAAAGGAAUCGUUUCUGCAGGCUCGUGAGCUCGAAAAAGAGGCGCGCGUGGCGGCGAAAUCGACGGAAAAAGCGGAGAAGGCGGAAAAGGCGAAAGAGAGAAUGGACGCGAAGCAGCUGGCGAAGGAGGCGAAACGGAUUGCGACCGAAGCUAAACAGAUCAUCCGGGACGCCCGGCAGCAGGAACUCGCACUUCGCAACGAGACAAAGAGGGAGCGCUCGGUGAGCACACUUUAAACAUAUAUAUACUAUAGGGGCACCGCACAGAAAUGGCGCUCUGUUGAGAAACUCUUUUUGCAGUGCAAAUUGAGCAACCUCGGGGCCGAGUUUGAAAAGUUAGGCCACAUUUUCUGUGAAAAAUUACUUCGCUGCCUAGAAAUUCGGCCAGGCCUUGCCAAAAGUGGGCGUAACCGUUUACAACCGGAGAAAUGCACACAAAUUUUGAGGAAGCAUAACCAUUUGUACAUACUCUGAUAGAUCUCAUCGAGCUUAUGAGCAUGUUAUUUUCUGUAUAUGAUUUCGGGAGCCAAUUUUUGGCCAUUUUUAUGACUGCCAGCCCAAUCUUCCCAGAAUCGAUGUCAAAAAAGUUUCGAAUUUGGAAGUCAAUCCUACAUAUUCUGAUAGAUCUCACUGAGUUAAGAGUUUGACUUCUUGGCAGAUGUUCUAUGGUACAAAACUACAUUCAUUAAACAUGUAUCACACAUAGCUAGCUAGUCCGGUGCCCCUAUAAUACAUUUGGAAUUGUUGAAUUGAUUUCAUUUAACACAAUUCCAGACGGACCAGGACAAUCUGGAACGCGAGGCGGAGCGAAUCAUCCGUCGGCUCAUUCAGGAAUCGCAACGGGAGGAGAAACGGAAGGCGAAGGCGGAGAGGAAGCGGAAGAAGAGCAACGCUUCAAAGCCGUCCACUUCUGCCCCUUAUUCUCCUUCUUCUGGAGCUCUCGAAUCGGAAACUGUGGAUCCGCUGGCGUCGGGCGGCGAACUCGGAGACACCACUUCGGAUUCUUCGACGACGGCAUCGAGUUCCGACGAGGAGGCGCUGAAAAUGAAGGAGGCGAAGCGGGAGAAGGAGCGGAUGAAGGCCGAGCGGCGGAAUUUGGAGCCGCGUAGGACCGUCAUCGACAAAAAACCCGUCUACGUCGACAAGAAUGGUAAUUUCCGAACACGACUGACUAAAAGGGAGCACGGCACUGAAAAAGUGUCGGGAAAUUAGCACCAUUCGGUUCAGAGUCCAAAAAAGAACCGGUGGCCAGCUGUGAACAAUUUUUUUUAAUGUUGAGUAGGUCAUUUGGAGGAUUCAAGUUAGAAUCAUGUGGUGUUAAUUUCUCGACAAUAAAAUUCCGGUUUCACAGGCAUGUUCAAUUUCAACAAUACCGCUUUUAAAAUUAAUUUUGUACUGAUUGUAGUUUAAAUUAUCAGAAAUUUUUGAUUUCUGAUAAAUUGGAGUUUAGGUUGUUUUUCUAACUGUUAAAACGUUCUCCUCACUUUCCCGUUAACCUGUUUUUUUUCAGAUGCGAAAUGGGCGCAGCAGCCGGUGUCCGAAGCGGUGGAACUCGUCAAAAUGGCUAACGGAAACAUGUUCGAUAGUGCCGAUGAAAUGGACGGUUCGUCACUCUUUUGCUGAAACGUUAUUGAAAAGAAUUUCAGUGAAAACACAAAAAUCACUGUUUCAGACUGAACCAUUUAUAGCAAUUUUUCAAUUUUCAGUCGUCGACAAUACUCCACUACUGAAAUCUUCGGCUCCAGAUACUCCAGAUGCCCCGGAAACUCCAGAAUCGGCUUCUCCGGUAGAAAACGCGACGAUUCCGAAAGCGGUUUCCGACGUGAUCGAGGACAUUGCACGGGAACGGAGCAAGACGCCGAAGCCCCAUGAGCCGGAGGAAAAAGAGCCAGAAGUUGGGGAACCGCCCGCCAAAAUAAUCAGAACUGAAGGUAUCUUCGUAUUUUUUGUAAAUGUUCUCUAAAAUAAUGUUUGCAGAAGGCGCGGAAGACGAAAUUAUAGAUGUAGUGACGAUUGAAACUGUUGCUGGUAAUUGUUUCGAAUUUUUUUCGGAUAUUAUCCCCCUUUCUGAAAUUGUCGAUAGUUCCCAUGAUUCAGAAGUGAAAAACCUAAUUUUGACAAAAAAAUUGUGCGAAAAAGACGAGACUUUGAGCUGAAAAACGCUGGUGUAGAUUCGGUGUAGAUUUACGGUAAACCGUGCGUCGUGGAGCGGAGUGUCGUACUAAAACCUUUUCGUCGCGCGUGAAAAUAACGUUUUUCAAAGUUCCAGAUCACUUGAUGGACGUCGCCGAGUUUGUCGACGUCGAAACCACUGAUGGUAAAUUUUUAAACAAAGCUUUGUGAAUUUUAGGCUCAAAAUCAUAAUUAUUGCAGUUCCGAGCACUUCGACGGCACCUCCUCCACCGCCAAGACCGUCGGUGAUCAGAAGAACUGUCAAGAAGCCGAUGCCGAUAAAAAAGAAGAAAUAA